This is a messenger RNA of Gopherus flavomarginatus (Mexican gopher tortoise), 2971 nucleotides long. It is a transcript of the gene SKA2, whose product is annotated as spindle and kinetochore associated complex subunit 2. Bases 108 to 887 code for a protein of 259 amino acids. Lineage: Eukaryota; Metazoa; Chordata; Testudines; Testudinidae. Gene Ontology annotation, molecular function: microtubule binding. Gene Ontology annotation, biological process: chromosome segregation; mitotic cell cycle; cell division. The record is from RefSeq and is a predicted model, not a curated record. The transcript has 8 exons. Gene Ontology annotation, cellular component: outer kinetochore; spindle microtubule.
UAAUCAGUGAGUGACAGCUGCCCAAUGGCGACCCCCGGCUUUCCCAUCCUGUGAAAGAGGGGGUGGCUAUAUCUCCGCCGCUGCCUGAGGAAUGUCAACUAUUCAACAUGGAGACGGCGGUUACCAGGCUUGAGACCAUGGGCCCCUCUUGUAUGGGGGAAGGAAGGCAGAGCUGUGCUGAAACUGAUCUAUGCUCUCAUCUGGUUGAGAGUGGGAAAGGCUCGCUUGGGCCGUUCCAGAAGGCAGAAUCUGAUCUGGAUUACAUUCAACACAAAUUGGAGUUUGAAAUACUGAAAAACCUUCCUGAUAAUCCAUCAGCAGAGGAAAAUCCAGUGACUCUCUUAGAGAAACUCUCAGUAGUGAAGUCACGUUAUAAAAUGUUAUGUGCGCAGCUGGAAGAAAUUUCCAAAGAGCAAAGAGAGUCUAUGAGCUGUAUUCAUGCUACUCUAGAAAACACUAUGAAGAUGGUGCAGGCACUACAGCGACACGCUGAUCUUGAGCUUUCACCUCUGUCUGAAGAAGAACAGGCUGCAGCACAACAGUUAGCAUGUAAAACUGUUAAAAGAACAGAUCCACCACUGGAAGAGCCACUGUGUUCAGUGUCUACAGUUCCUAUUCCAAAUGGGGAACCACAGUUCAAACCCGUGACUAAGGAGAUGUUUAUGGCCGUACCAAGGAUUAUCAGAAGUACUGUUAAAUUAGUGGACCUGAACAGCUUUUACAGGGAAUUAUUUAACUACUUUGUUCCAAAUGGGAACAGAGCAGCAUUGAGUGUUGCACAGAUGAACAAGAUGAAUAUGAAAGCCACCAAUUCCAGGCUACAAAUCCUGAAAGAACUUUCCAUUGUAGAAAUUGACAAACAAGGAAAUGCUAAGUUAAUUGUGUAAAUUUAAGCCUAAAUGAACGAAUCAUAUUUUGGUAGAAGGAAUUUGGGUGCAGCUCCUGGCAUAUUGGAAGACAAAUAGUUCUCUGUUUAUAAAAAUGAUACAUAGUGUGAAAAUUUGUUGUUAAUGUGACUGUAUUAGGAUUCUCUUUGUAAUACCGAAUUGUGAAUUAAAAAGCAUAUAACAAGUUUUCUAAACUACUUUUUGUUUUUAAGAUUUGUAGGACGUAGUGGACAGAACCAUGUUUUUAACUCCAACAUGUUUCAGUACUUGUUUUCCUGCGUGGGUAUUAAUGGCAUCUAGCCAAAAUUUUUUACUUGUACUUGGAUUCCUGAGUAAAUGAUAUGAAAGCCAAGUAGACUAUUUAAGUUUUACUACUUUAUAGGUCACAGUUUAGGGCAACUGGCCAUGUAUUCCCCAUCAGUGGCCCAGCAAGGGCACCCACUUUUAGGCUUCUGGUUCCUCAACUAUUACCUGUCCUGGAUGGAGAGAGACACAUCUCACUUCUUCCUCCUGACCAGGAUAUUUCCAGGCUGCACAGUUCCCUGCCUACGCUGUGAAUUCCCCCACAAGACCAACAGCCUAGGCAGGUUUGCUUUGCCUUCUUUUCAGAGAUUGAGCCCUUUGUUUCCUCUUUGACAUAGGACUAUAUGCAACUCCCAGUUUAGGUCAAUGGGAAUCUUUCAGUUGACAUUAAUGGAAGCUGGAUUGGACCCAUAGUCACUAUUAAAAGAUAAUUAAUUCUUGGCAUGUUUUGUCUGGUGUAUCGAAGUCACAGGACCAAGGCAUAAUUUCUGGAAGCAUUUAGAGCAUUUACAUCUAUAAGUCCUUGUGGCAAGUUUUACUGUGUAAGCUUCAGACUUAAUGUUUUUAAAGAGAUGUAGUGGAUUACUUGCACACCAACUGUUCAUAAUUGAUAGAUUUUGUUUUUAAAACAAAAAGCUUCCUGAGGAAUGCUAGUCUGUUUUGUAAUAACAUUGUUUGUUCACCAAUGUAUUUUUAGGCAUCUUGCAAAAAUGCAGUGCAGUUAAAACUACAGUAGAACCUGAGAGUUACGAACCCCCACAAAUAGAGGUUGUUCGUAACUCUGAAACAUUCAUAACUGAACAAAACGUUAUAGUUCUUUCAAAAGUUUACAACUAAACAUUGACUGAAUACAGCUUUGAAAUUUUACUGUACAGAAGAAAAAUGUUGCUUUCCCUUUAUUGUUUAGCAGUUUACGUUUAACACAGUACUGUACUGUAUUUGCCCUUUUUUGUUGUUGGGUCUCUGCUGCUCCCUGAUUGUGUACUUCUUCCGGUUCCAAAUGAGGUGCAUGGUUGACUGGUCAGUUUGUAACUCUGAGGUUCUACUGUUUAUAACAAUUUACAUACAAUAGGUGGCCAGAAUCCUAGAUCUGCUGGGGAAAAGCUCUCCAAAGGCAACUAUGGAAUUCACCUUUGUUUUGAAUAUUCUAAAGAUCAACACACUGAAUAACUUAUCAAUGAGUGUAAUAAGUAUUGAAUUAAGUAUUUGGAAAAUGCUAGAGUAUGUGCUUCCUUUUUGAGCUUAUGAACUGAUAUUGUAGAAGGUGGAAUAAUUUCAAUUCUUUAAUUUUCUUAACAUUUCCUUGUGAAUUUUUUUUUAAAUUUUUAAAGGACUAUGGAUUGAUAUAAUUUAAGUACAAAUUAAAUGAAUAGUUUCCAAUAAAGUUACUGUACAGUAGUUUAUGAAUUUUUUGUCUUCAUACUGAACUGGCAGAAGGGAGCUGUUUUAUCUUAGUUUGCACUGUGUACAAAUAGCAAGCUGUAACAACAUUUUUUAGUAUUUGUGAGCUACACAAACCUGACAUAUUGAGAGACUCAUAAAAGACUGAGUAAAGUUUUGUUGCUAGCAGCCACAUGUAUCUCUGGACAACCAGAGUACAAACAGCUGAUGCUUUUGUGUUGUUCUGAGAUGGAGUGGCUACUGUCACAUUACUCUUCUGUAAUAAGGUAAAAUACAUCCUGGAAUAGUACAUAUACAAACUUUCUGUAGGAUUUGAUUUUUGAAAAUAAUUGUUUCUCUAGAUAUGUUCACACACUGUUGCAAUAUAUUCUGUUUUCAUA